Molecule: messenger RNA, 1673 nt
Organism: Cynara cardunculus var. scolymus (artichoke)
Lineage: Eukaryota; Viridiplantae; Streptophyta; Magnoliopsida; Asterales; Asteraceae
Product: protein PTST homolog 2, chloroplastic-like
Exons: 7
Coding region: 227-1576 (449 amino acids)
Source: RefSeq, a predicted model, not a curated record
GAUUUUGUUACAAGAAUAACCCAAUAGGCACCGAGCAAAAGUUGGAGUCUACUGACAAAACUUUGGAGUCCAUUGCUCCAAGAUCGUCUGUGAUCUCCUCGCCCCAUUACGUAUUGUUCGUUGCUUUGCAGACCCUCCUCUCUUUUUACAGGGAUCUCGUUCCCAUCUCUUUCGAUAUCGUUCCAAGAUUUCAUCCACACCAAAUGUUUGAAGAAAUGCCUGAACGAUGGUUUCAUUUAUCACUUCCUCAAACGCGCAUUAUUUGAUUUCGCCUGUUGUUUCCUCCCUUGGGUUAGGAACCAAUUUUAAGAUUAGGACACGAGCUGUGUUAGUUUUGGUGAAAAAGGACAGGUUUUGGGGGUUUAAAGAGUUGAAGAAAACAAGAAGAAGAAGUGGGGUUUUGUGUAAAGGGUCGUUGGAAAGUGAGGCAGAGUUGGUUUUGGAGAGAGAGAUUUUGGAGUUCAUGAAGGUUUCAAGGAACCCAAACGAUUUCCCAACCAAGAAAGAAUUGUUGGAUGCUGGAAGAAUUGAUUUAGUCAAUGCAAUUAUCAAGAUAGGUGGUUGGCUUGCAUUAGGUUGGGAUGAUUAUGAUGAUGAAAACGAAUUGGACAUAAAGGAAGUUGAUAACAUUAUGGAUCUACAUACAAGAAUCAGAAGUUGUCAGCAGAAUAAUGAUGAUUCUGACCCUUCUUUGAAUUGUAGUUCAUCUCAUCAAUUGGCUUCAUCCUCUGGUAGAUCACUAGGUACAGUAGAUCAGGAAGAUGCAGGGAUUGAAGGUAUACUUUAUAGAUUGGAGAAAGAUAGAAGCUUGUCUUUUGGCAUUAGUAUGCUAGAAAAUGGACAUGAUACUUAUGCUUCGAGCAAGGACAAUGGCGGUCACAGAGGUUGCUCGUCAGCUGAUGUGGCUGCGGAGAUCAAUUGUGGUGAAAAGUUAACAAGAGGAGAAGAGGACUCGAAAGAUAAAGUGCUUGGUACACAAGGAGAUACCGAACUUCAGGAGAGGCACAAGGAGAUAAAUUCAAAUUACAUAAUAUCUCGAUUUCAAGACAUGCAACUUGAGCUUUCUUCAUCCCUUUGCUUACUGCGGUCUAAAAGUGACAAAAAUAAUCCAGAGGGUCAUAAAAGAUCGUCCAAUGAGCUACAACAGCUUCCUGAUACACGGGAAUUCCAAGAAAACGAGUUUAUGAAUACCAAAGAUAGGUUGAGAUCAAUACGUGCAGAGCUAGCAGUAUUAGAAAGAGAGAUGGGAUUAUCAAUUAUUAAUUUACGAAAAAGAGUUGAGGAGAAACAAAGGAGAAGUGAUAACGGAUGUAGAGCUUUGCAUCUUCUUCAUUACACCAGCAUAAUUUGGCCUAAUUCGGCCUCAGAAGUUCUCUUAGCAGGAUCUUUUGACGGUUGGACCACUCAGAAAAAGAUGAAAAGAUCAAAGACGGGUGUUUUCUCUUUGUCUUUGCAGUUGUAUCCCGGAAGGUAUGAGAUUAAAUUUGUCGUUGAUGGUGUUUGGAGAGUUGAUCCUUUACGACCUAUCAUAAACCACAACGGGUAUGAGAAUAACAUUCUUAUCAUCCCCGAAUGAAGAUAUGAGCGCAACGGCAACCCGAUGAGAAAGCCAUGGCAAUGGCACACAACUUGGUAGCUUCUUUAUAAUACUUAUUAUUCUUUACAAUGUUUAC